This is a messenger RNA of Salvia miltiorrhiza (redroot sage), 1002 nucleotides long. RefSeq names its product probable glutathione S-transferase. NCBI's taxonomy places the organism in Eukaryota, Viridiplantae, Streptophyta, Magnoliopsida, Lamiales, Lamiaceae. The transcript has 2 exons. The coding region runs from base 166 to 831 and encodes 221 amino acids. The record is from RefSeq and is a predicted model, not a curated record. Gene Ontology annotation, biological process: glutathione metabolic process. Gene Ontology annotation, molecular function: glutathione transferase activity. Gene Ontology annotation, cellular component: cytoplasm.
AUUUGCAAGUUUUUUACCCACUCUGUCUUAGUGAACAAGUUUGCAUUAUCUAUAAGUAGACCCUCCUCAGCCAAAACUACCACUAUCACACAUACACCAAAAUAAGGUUCGAAUACAUAUAUAUAUAUAUAGGUUCUCUCUCUCUCACACACACACACAUACAUAAUGUCUGAAGUGAAGGUGUUUGGAGCUUGGUUUAGCCCUUAUGUGAGGAGAGUGGAAAUGGCCCUGGAUUUGAAAGGCGUGGAAUAUGAAUUUAUUGAAGAAGAUCUUAAAAACAAAUCAGCUCUUCUUCUACAGUACAAUCCAGUGACGAAGUUAGUGCCGGUUUUGGUGCACAAUGGGAAACCCAUAUUUGAAUCGAGUGUGAUUCUUGAAUACAUCGAUGAGGUGUGGGAAGCUGAGGGUCCCUCUAUUCUGCCCAAACAUCCUUACCACCGUGCCAUGGCGCGUUUCUGGGCCAAGUUCCUUCAGGAGAAGUGCACGGAUCCUAUGUGGAAAGCGUUUUGGAGCGCGGGAGAGGAGAGGGAGAAGGCGAAGGGAGAAGCUGAAGAAUCGCUGAAGAUUCUAGAAAACGAAAUAAAGGGCAAGAAAUUCUUCGGAGGCGACAACAUCGGAUUCGUAGAUUUUGUUGGCAACUUUCUGGCCUUUUGGAUUCCGAUUCUUCAAGAAGUGGUUGGGUUGCACAUUUUGACACAAGAUAAGUUCCCAAAUAUAUGCAAAUGGGCUGAUGAAUUUUGCAAUGACAGCUUUGUUAAGAAACAUUUGCCCGAAAAAGAGAAAGUGACUUUUGGUUUGAAGAGGGCUUUUGAGACUGGCAGUCUCUAUUAAGAACGUCUAUCUAUAGUGGCGUGUAACGCCGUAAGUUUAUCAAUAAUCGGUAUGAUAUAAGAAUAGUUUCUUAUACAUGAUGGUUGUGUUUGUUUUUGGAAAGUAGUACCAAGUUUUUUAUUUGUACUUGAUCAAUUAUGUAUGUUUCUAAUUAAGAAGUUUCUUGAGUAA